AUGAAGAGUUCGCAUUUUAAAGAGGAUGCUAUUAAUAAGUUACUAGGUCAAGACGUCGAUGAAUGGCUUUUUCUUAAAUUAACUGAAGAAAAACUUACCCGUAAAAAUGGUCCUUAUGAACUCAAACCCAGUCCUGCAGAAAGGGUCAUAGAGUUAGUUGAGAGACUCAAAGAAAAACAAGAAAUACCCCUUGCAUCCAUUGAAGUCAUAACUGCUACUGAAUUCAAAAAAUUUUAUGAAAAUAAUAAAAGGCAAUUAGAAAAGCUUAAUAAAAUGAUGAACACAGUCAUCACUGACAUCGAUCACCUUUCUUCUGAUAUUAAUACAACUAAAGAAGAUAUUAGGAGAAUUAAUGGCUGUUUAAUGAUUUAG
Molecule: messenger RNA, 372 nt
Organism: Funneliformis mosseae
Lineage: Eukaryota; Fungi; Glomeromycota; Glomeromycetes; Glomerales; Glomeraceae
Source: the annotation of a GenBank genome assembly